UGUAUGUGUGUGUGUGUGUGUGUGAGUGAGUGUGUGUGUGAGAGAGAGAGAGCGAGAGAGAAAGUGAGAGAGUCCACAAGUCCACUCUGAGGGGUUAACCUCAUUCUCUUUUCUCUCGCUCUACCUCAAUUUCUCCCUCCCUCUGAUUGCCUUUUUGUUGCAGCCCCUCACUUUCUCAACAUUCGGACCGGGAGAACUGUUGCCGUGCAUGCGUGUGCAUAUAUCUACUGUAUGCAUGCGUGUGGACGCAAUAGUUUGGGUGUCCCCUCUCAAUGCUGUGGAGCUCCCUGGACUGAACUGUACGAGAAUAUGGACAGAUGGGACCUUCCCGUUGAAUGACCGCACCGCACACUGAUGGAAUCAGCACCCGAAACGAGCAAUCUAAAGAUAUAAAAAGGGGCAGUCCAGCAAAUUUCAUUCAGCACCAGAUUCCUGUGUGUUGUGCGUCACUUUGUUUCCCAUGGAUCUCAGGGUGGGAGAGCGGGGGAUGCGCCCUGGCUCCGACACGGCACUCCUUACGCCACUGCACCCGCCGUUGCUUCUCAGCCCUUUUCCCCAACAGUCCCGCACGUCCUUCUCCCAACAGCAGCUUCAACAGCACAUACGGUUUAAUAUGGAGCAGCGCAGACGUGAACAGGAACACCACGAGAAGCAACAAGAAUUGCAGCAGCUCAAAAACAAGGACAAGAGUCAACAAAGUGCAGUGGCCAGUUCACUGGUUAAACAAAAACUCCAGGAAGUCAUCUUGAAGAAGCAGAAGCAAGCGGCACUGGAAAGAACAAAUUCCAACACUUUGACUUCUACGCCAGUGACAUACAGUAAACUGGGUCCGGACCAGAAUGUUUCCUCCCACCCCCCGGUUUUAUCUCCUUCGCUGCCUUCUCCAGAGGGUUCAGAAGGGACACGUCUACGCAGGGCAGCAUCUGAGCCCAAUUUAAAAGUGAAACACAAGCUGAAGAAACAUCUCAACACCCGCCAGAGCCCGCUCACCCGCAAAGAGAGCGCACCGCCCACCAUCAGACACCGAGUACCUGAUACACUGGACUCAUCUCCCAGCAGCAGCAGCACUCCAGUCUCUGGCUGUAGCUCCCCCAAUGACAGUCUUCCCAGUGAAAAUGGGAUAGUGCCAUCUGCAGGUGGCCUCUCGCAUGAGGCACAGAAGCUGCUGCUCAGAGAUGGCACUCUGGCAAACUUUACUAUCCAGAGUCCUUCCACUCUGCCCACCAUUACGCUGGGACUACCAGCCAAUGCCAGGGUUGAAGGUGAUUUGUCCUCCCUGAAGUUUGCUCGAGGGCCCUUGGUCACAGCCGGGGCCCCGCAGGUCUUGUUGCCGCUGAGUAGAGAGGAUCAAGCGGGGCAGCUGAGCUCACAACUUCCCGUGAUCAUCCUGGAGCCGUCUGGACUAAUGCACGCUCCCCUGGUCACUGUUCCAGGACUCGACUCGGUCCCGCUGCAGUUUUCCUCCCACUUGGAUCAGCUGUCUCUGGGUGGCGCACAGGCCCACAAGCCCCUGAGUAGAACACGUUCAGAACCUCUCCCGCAGAGCCCCAGGAUGCUUCACUCACAACUCCUUCAACAGCACCACAACACGCAACUACUAGAGCGAUUAAAACAGCAGACUCACCUUGGCAAGCUCAUGUCCAAGUCCAGUGAGAAGCCCAGACUGCAUCAGAUCCCUUCAGAGGACAUGGACUCAGAGGACGGCGGGGGAACGUCGCCAUCAGAGCCAGCCUACCAGAGCAGACUGAGGUCAGAUUCUCUGAGGGAGGCUGAGCCAGCAACAUCCAGUAGUCAAGAACAGAUCAACCUACAGCAUGCACUCAUACUCAACCAGUCAUUACUGUGGGAACAGCAGAAGCAGCUGCAGCAGUUGCAUCGACAGAUGGAGACCCUGGCGGUCCCGAUGCUACGUAACGGUGGAGGCAGCGCGAUCUGCGGCCCGUUGGGUGUGCAUCGGCCCCUCUCUCGUGCGCAGUCCUCCCCGGCCUCCACAUCUCUUGCUUUGUCCGAAAAACCUCUGAGCCUGAGCGGGCAGGAGACCAGCAGCAAAUCACGAUUCACCACUGGCCUGGUGUAUGAUUCUCAGAUGCUGAAGCACCAGUGUGCCUGUGGAGACAACAGCAGUCACCCAGAGCAUGCUGGGAGAAUACAGAGCAUCUGGUCCCGACUACAGGAGAGGGGCCUGAGGGGGCAGUGUGAGAGCAUUCGUGGUCGUAAGGCAACUUUGGAAGAGCUGCAGUCCGUCCAUACAGAGCGCCAUGUUUUGCUCUACGGCACCAACCCGCUCAACAGGCUCAAACUGGACAACCGCAAACUGGCAGGAAUUCUCUCUCAAAGGAUGUUUGUCAUGUUACCAUGUGGAGGUGUCGGGGUUGACAACGACACCAUCUGGAAUGAGUCGCACACGUCCACGGCGUCACGCAUGGCCGCCGGCAGUGUUGUCGAGCUGGCUGUAAGAGUGGCCAAGGGUGAGCUCAAGAAUGGAUUUGCCGUUGUCAGACCACCGGGUCACCAUGCAGACCCCUCCAACCCAAUGGGUUUCUGCUACUUUAAUUCAGUGGCGAUUGCUGCCAAACAACUUCAACAGAAGCUCAGUGUCAGCAAAAUCCUCAUUGUUGAUUGGGAUGUUCACCACGGUAAUGGGACCCAGGAAAUUUUCUACAGUGACCCAAGCGUCCUCUACAUAUCGCUUCAUCGCUAUGAUCAUGGUAACUUCUUUCCUGGCAGCGGAUCACCCACUGAGGUCGGCUUAGGUGCUGGGGAGGGCUUCAAUGUGAAUGUGGCAUGGACAGGAGGACUGGACCCUCCCAUGGGGGAUGCAGAGUACCUUGCAGCAUUCAGGACUGUGUUGAUGCCCAUCGCCCAAGAGUUUGCCCCAGAUGUCGUUCUCGUCUCCGCCGGGUUUGAUGCUGCCGAGGGCAACCCCGCACCUCUUGGGGGGUACAAGGUGUCUGCCAAAUGUUUCAGCUUCCUGACUCGCCAGCUGAUGUCCCUAGCAGGGGGCCGUCUGGUUUUGUCCCUCGAGGGAGGUCAUGACCUCACAGCCAUCUGCGAUGCAUCUGAAGCCUGUGUCGGUGCCCUUCUUGGUGCACAGGACCAACUAUCCGAAGAGGUCCUGCUCCAGAAACCAAAUGCUAACGCCAUCUGCUCCCUGCAGACGGUCAUACAAAUUCAAAGUCAGUACUGGCAGAGUGUGAAGGCAUCCAGUAGCUCUUUGGGUCUGUCUUACCUGGCUGCUCAGAGACGAGACUGCGAGGAAUCGGAUGCUGUCACUGCUCUGGCCUCCCUUUCUGUGGGAGUUCUUUCCAACAAGAGGUAUUGGGCUCACAACUUCUCAACAUCUCGCAACCAUCUUUCAGGCAGUACAUGUCAAACAUGUACACCACACACUUAACUGCUUUGGGAAGGAACUAACACACCUUCCAGAUGAGCCAAUGGAACAUGACACCGACUCCAUGUGACCAAAUCUUCUCACUCAACUCACCUUCAGGAACUAGGCUGGCCCCACUUGUGUAGCACUGGAUCUCCAGCACCGCUCAUGAGCAUGACAGUGAGCGGGGGCGGGGGGUGUCAAAUGACCAUCCAUCCAUCCAUCCAUUCAUCCGUUUUGCCUAAUAGCCACGCAGACGCACAAACGUGGUAAAAGCACCUCAAUGCUGAGAACCCACUCGGCGGUAACCUCAUGAGACCUCACCAAAGAGCAAUACAAGAUGUUUUUUAUGAACUUGACUGACAAUGAAUUGUGCCUUUUUGUACAGCACAACAGCUCUGUGAACACACACGCACCCAUACGCAGCAUUCACGUUUCUCCUUCAAAGCACUAUGUCAAAGACGCGACGUGCCUCAAGUUUGCCUUAACGUUCAGACCGAGGGCUGCAUCCAUCGGAGGACUUUGCAUUCCUCCCUCUUUGUGCCACUUCAACACCCCCCAAAAUGCUUUUUUUGUGAAGCGCACGGCGAAAGCAUUGAAUGACUAACAUCGGGGGCCAUUGCGUGUACACGCGCGAAAGAACGACGACAGAAGAGAAAAAAAAAUAAUUGGGAAAUGUUGAGUUUUAAUCAUGUCGUGACAGCAGGUUAACCACUAUGAGAUCAUGAUUUUGUCGAAAGAAAAAGGGCAAAAAGUCCUUGUCGCUUGAUUGCACUGUUCAUUCCUUAAUGUGAAGUGUAAGAAAUUUCACCGCCUGGGUAAAAACAAUGCGCCAACUCUCUAAAAAGAUGUUUUGAAAUGCUACGUGCAUUUAUCUUUCACUCGCAACGUCUUAUGACCUCCGAUUAUCGCCCACGGACCCAAAUACUGUUGAACUCAAAAUCCCAUGAAGUCAAGCAGUAUUUGCUUUGAUUCAAUGUAGCACUGUUUUGAUUUUUAUUUUUGAAGAGCGUUUCUCAUUCCACUGUGCCACCAGAAGUGGACCAUUUGAAUCAGUCAUCAAUAAUCUUGCACGUGACACCCAAGUAGAACUGCGUGAACGCUUUUGGAAAGAAGUGUGUCAUAGGAACGACAAUAGGGACCAGAAUGUAUAGGAGCGAUGGGUAUUUUUUGGGGGGGCUACAUUUCCCAUGGUGAGAAUUAAGUAUUUAUUAAAUGUUAUUUUUAUUGGCUAACAACCCUCUGUUCAUUUCUAUUGCCAUUGUUUUUUUGGGCAGAUGAACGCUCACCCGAGGGAGUUCCCGUAGUUCACCGGUGCAUCUGCCGGUUGCAAUUUUUUCACUCAAUUUUCACCUCGUCUAUGUUCGGAUCUGGUGAUUUCACAAUGACAGAAUAGUGAACAACCUCUUUGUUAAUUUUGCCCCGUCCACUUUUUCCUUUCGAAGCCUGUGGAUAUGGUGAGGUAGAUGUACCUGGUAGACUGAUGUCCACAUUUAUAUUUAAAUCUUGAUUUCAGAAAAUAACACCAUAUAGUCCUUUCAAGUAUUCUAACUCGUUUUGUCCGAUGUAGCUCAGUUCAAGCUCAGAACAGAAGGUAGUCGUGUUGUGUACAAAAAAAAAAGCAAUGCACUGUAUAAAUCGGACAUUAUUUUUUUGAAUGCAUGUUUUGAAAAUCUCUAACCUCUUAACGAGCGUAACCACUCCGGCCAUCAUUAUGACAAAGUGUUGUCUUUUGUGGAGAGAUUGGCAUCUUUGCAAAAUACAGUGUGGAAAGUAAGUACAUUAGAAAAACCCCUGGUAGUAUUCUCUUUUUUUUUUCUUCUUCAUGGAAGAUAUCAAUCACUUCUAAACUUGACAAACAUCUGUACGUUGCUAAUGUACAUAUAUUUUGUCUUCAUUUAUUUACAUAUUUAUUCAGUGCCGAGAUAUCGGAUCAGGACUAUGGAGCGGCAGAUCCUCAAAAUCAGGUGACUCAGACUCUGGUGCAAAUUUUUAUAUAUAUAUAUAUAUAUAUAUAUAUAUAUAUAUAUAUAUAUAUAUAUAUAUAUAUAUAUAUAUAUAUAAAAGUAUGAAUGAUCGAGACAUCCCGUGUGUGUGUGUAUUAUAGACACUCUCUCUGCAAAAAUCAGCACCAAAUAGUGACAACACAAGUGAACAACAAAACAAACAAUUAUUAUCCAAUAUCAAGAUAUCCAAUUCUAUGCAUAUUUCAAAAAUUGUGUCACACAAAUCAUGCAGUGUGAAUCCAGACCGAGUCAGGGCUCGGGGAGCCAUUUUCCUACCAGGGCUCAUUUCAGUCUGCCGAAUUAAUGGGAAAAAAACAUGUUUAUUAUUCUUAUACGGUAUAUUAUGAGCAUUUGUUGGUUCAGUUCAUCUGAGGUUUUAUUUGUUUUUACAGUUCGACUUUGGGAUAAAAUGCUCUCACGGGCUCUAAAUUCCACAGCCCUGCUUUAAACCAAUGACUGUUUGUGUACCUAUUCCACAGCAUGUGGUGUCCUUGAAGUAAAUGUGUGUGUGUGUGUGUACUGUAAUUGCAGUACUGUUGUGUGAUCUGUUAUAAAAGUCCCAGUGGCUGUUUAGUUGUCUUAUGCAGAGGUCAAAAUAGCCCCCCCCCUUCUUAACUGCCUCUUUUGCUGAUGUCAUGUGUACCCUUCUUUUUAAGAAAUACACUGUAAAUAGAAUCUUCAAGACCAAAAUACACAUCAUCUGUGUGCCUUGUUGCAUUCAGUAGGUAUAUGCGUAUUGGUAACUCUUAACUAACUGGACUUGCAGUAAUACUGUCGAAAUGGAUUUUAUGCUCUUCUUUCCUAAUGACUUAUACUGUAUGUGUCGUGUUUUUCAUCCGAUUUCUUACCAUUUGUAUGUAUAGAAAGAUUUUCUAUUUUAUACUUUUGUCUUUUCCUCUUGAUUAAAAAGAAAUACUUUUGGAAAACAAA
Messenger RNA from Hippocampus zosterae (dwarf seahorse), 6306 nucleotides. RefSeq names its product histone deacetylase 7a (gene hdac7a). The transcript has 26 exons. Gene Ontology annotation, cellular component: histone deacetylase complex. Gene Ontology annotation, molecular function: histone deacetylase activity. The record is from RefSeq and is a predicted model, not a curated record. Lineage: Eukaryota; Metazoa; Chordata; Actinopteri; Syngnathiformes; Syngnathidae. Bases 461 to 3394 code for a protein of 977 amino acids. Gene Ontology annotation, biological process: negative regulation of transcription by RNA polymerase II; chromatin organization.